UUGGAUUAACCACGGAUAUGUGGACUGAUAUAAAAACUAGGCACUAUAUAAGCCUCACUGUUCAUUAUUUUUCCAAUGAUCACAUUCUAGUCCCUCAGGUGUUGGCAGUGAAAAAGUUUCCAGAUGAAGCUAAAACUGGAGUUAAUUUAAGAAAAUGCUUGAAUAAUGUUGUAAAUCAAUUGGGAGUUUCUUUCCAGUAUAUGGCACAACAUUCUUUCUAUGUCACUGAUCAGGGCAGUAACAUAAAACUGGCAUUGGCAAAUGUCAACCGUGCCCCUUGUCAGUGUUGUUGUCAUAUGCUGGCAACUGUGUUACGGCAUACUCUUCAAUUAGAAAAAAACAGCACUGUUAAUCCAAUUGACACUGAAGAAGAAUUUGUGUAUGUUGAAAGUAUUCGGGCAACGAUCAACUGCAUAAAAACUGUAGCAGCAUACUUUAAGCGUUCCGGCUUGAAUAACAAGCUUAGUCAUAGUCUUCCACAAGGCAAUGAAACCAGAUGGAACUCUACUUUCAUGAUGCUGGAAUCAUUCAAUAAAAAUUACACUGAAAUUCACAAUGUUCUUGAAAGUGAGGAUCAGCUUCGUAGAAUUGAUAUGGUUGAUCUGGCCAAUGUUAGAAUUUUAAUUGAAUUUUUGUCACCAUUUUAUGAUGCUUCAAAAUAUCUUGAAGGCGAAUACUAUCCCACCAUACACAAAGUUAUUCUAUGGCUUGAGAAGUAAACGCAUAUACUGGUUAAGUUUAAUGACUCAGAGAUAUUAAAAUUUUUGAAAAAAAGGUGUCAGGCAUGCCUAAUAUCGAAAUUUGAAGUUCUCGAUAUACAUUAUUUGGCUUUAUUCCUGAACCCUAAAUUUAAGUCACUGAUCGCUGUAGAUGAGGAGAAAAGAAACAGCAUCCAUGCUUACUGCCGUAAUUUGCUUGAAGCAUUAUUUCACCAAACUUCCAGCAGUGCUGGAACCAGUGCUGCUACUAAUAAUAACGACCACUGUUACACCACCCUUCGAUGCGAAAAGCGCCAAGGCUCGAUUGAUGAUGAAUUUAUUGAUUGGCAAGAGUGUCUUGAGCAGCCACCAGUAAUGGAUGAAGUAUCGCUUUAUGUUUCAUCUUGUUUUGAAGGACCAGAAGCUACGCAAUCUAAUGAAGCUUGUGGUGAAUUCAACAUAUUAAAUUUUUGGCAAUUAUCCAGCAUAAAAAAGCGCUUUCCAUUGCUUUGUCGAUUGGCAAUAGGUAUUUUAUCUAUUCCUGCAUCGAGUGCAUCUAGUGAGAGAGCGUUUAGUGCUUGCGGGAACACAGUUACCAAGAAAAGGGCAAAUUUGUCUGCAGCUUCAGUUGAUUCUCUAAUUGUAUUGCAUUCUAGCAUGAAGAAGUAGCCUGACAUACAUUUGUACAAGACUUCAAUGUUUUAAAUUUCUUAAGCCUGUAUUUUAAAUUUUGAGAAAGUGAUAGUGUGAUUUUAAUGCUAAGAUGUCUUCGAAUUCAUGAAAAUAGAGAAAAUUUUACAGAAAUUAAAAUUAGCAAUAGGGAGUUGAACGAUUUUCAGCGUUAGAAGAUAUUUAUUAAAUGUAAAUGCAUUGACAGCUCAGUUGGUUUGCACUACUUCAUCAGAGCAGCACAAAUUUCACUGGUGUAAUAGCAGUUGUGGAGGUUUCGUUAAUUUAUUUGCAUUUGUCGUAAUUUAAUUGCAACGUUAUAAUUUUCAGUUUUGGUUUAUUGCCAGUUCAUUAUAGAUAUUUUGUAGAAAAGUUCUACCGGUUUAUACCAUUCGUUCUACUGAUUUUAGAUUUAGUUCGAAUUUUUCAAAUGAGGUAAAUAAUAAUGAUUUUGAUUUUAUGCUUGCGCGACUUGCACAUUCACUUUGAACAAUUCGAUGCAAGGUUUUAAUAUAUCAUUUUUUUCUUUCAGACUAAAAUUUUUUUCUGUUUUUUUCAGAAUAUAUCAUAGUGUAAUAAUCUAUAGUUGGUUCCAACCAAACUCAAGUUUACAUGAAUUGCUUGGAUUACAAAAGUCAUAUUAAGCUCGAAAAGAGACAGGAGCGAACAGGAGUCAUAUAUUUCCAGCUUCGGAGUCGGACUCCGAUUUUCAUUUUUGGUUUCGGAUCAGGAUCGGAUCGGAGUCUGAAAUUCUUGACUCCGCUCAUCUAUAGUGU
This is a messenger RNA of Styela clava, 2143 nucleotides long. Lineage: Eukaryota; Metazoa; Chordata; Ascidiacea; Stolidobranchia; Styelidae. The record is from RefSeq and is a predicted model, not a curated record.